AUGAGCAGCGUGCGUUUCAAGUGGUGUCAAGUGGUUUCGAGUGUGAUAUCGAGCGGCGUCGAGUGGUUUCAAGUGGUGUCGAUGGGUGUCGAGUGGUAUCAAGUGGUGUCGAUGGGUGUCGAGUGGUAUCAAGUGAUGUUGACUUGUAACAAGUAG
This is a messenger RNA of Peronospora matthiolae, 156 nucleotides long. Lineage: Eukaryota; Oomycota; Peronosporomycetes; Peronosporales; Peronosporaceae. The record is from the annotation of a GenBank genome assembly.